Myzus persicae (green peach aphid) is the source of this 952-nucleotide messenger RNA. RefSeq lists its product as uncharacterized. The record is from RefSeq and is a predicted model, not a curated record. NCBI's taxonomy places the organism in Eukaryota, Metazoa, Arthropoda, Insecta, Hemiptera, Aphididae. The coding region runs from base 86 to 565 and encodes 159 amino acids. The transcript has 2 exons.
AUAUAUAAAAACUGAAGUCAAAUAAAGUACACAUAGCUUGUAGACGAAACAUUUUAUGUUUAGCGGGUAGAAGAUUAAUAUCAAGAUGAAAGCAUCAUUGCUAAUGUUGUGCAUGGUUAUCACUUACACUCAGGCCGCCUGUGACAAACGCCGUUCUUAUCCUGAAGACCAAGCUAAAAAAGAUAAUGUGAAUGAAGAAACCCCAGAACAAGAACUCUCAAGAAAAAUAAGAGAAUUUCAAAAAGAAAGGAGAGAAGCAUUCUUGGCUGGGAAACCCUAUAAAACAACUACCUACGAAAUUGGUUUCGGUAAAAAUUCAGUCCCCAAAAAAAUAUCUGAAGUUCUCGAUACAAGUGCUAUCAUUGAAAAGCCAAAAUCAUCUUGCAACAAUAAGUCUAUUAAAAUAAAUCAAAAAAAAAGAGAGGUCGAAGAAGACGAAGAACAAGUUCUAGGAAGAGAAGUAAGAGAAUUUAAAAAAGAAAUGAAGGAUGCUGAAUUGGCUGGGAAACCUUUUAAAAGGGAUACCUUCAGCAUUGGUGGCGAAGAUGAGGCCGUUGUUAAAUAAGUAUCAGUAGGAGAUGUGCCAUGGAAUUAUAGGUAUGGUACAAAAGGUAGAAAUAAAACAAAAACACCUUACAACAAUAAGUCUAAUAAAAGAAAUAUAAGUAAUAGACAAGUUACUAAUAAUAAUAUGGGAGGAUAUUUGAGAAGGAAAGUGAAACCUAAUGGGUGGAUGUAGUAGACAAUUCAUGUGUACCAAAUUUAACUAUGCACACAAUAUUUUAUAUUUGAAAAAUCAGAAUAUUAGCAUUGAAAUCACCUUGUAAUAUAUAAAUAACUCGAAACUUAAAUAAAUGCAUAGAAUGAAUAUACCAGAAAUGAACAUAUUUGGUGGUGAAAACCAAGUAUAACUUUUUUUUGGUACAUUCAUUGUAUUCACAAGUCACAAAAA